AUGCAGUGGCUCUACUUGUUGUCAUUGAUUGUUUUGGUGACCGCAAAUCACGAAGAUCUGUGGCACCAGUGGAAACGAAUCCACGGGAAGGAAUACAAUGGGGUGAAUGAGGCGACACGUCGCUUGCAGUGGGAGAAGACAGUCGACGAGAUCGGGCAGCACAAUUUACGUCACGAUUUGGGCCUCGAAACGUACACGAUGGGUUUGAAUCAGUUUGCUGAUUUGAGCUGGGACGAAUUUCGAGCGCAAUAUCUGCAUGAAUUCGUUGUUCCAUCUGACACGGAUCUUGAGCAUGGAAUACCAUUCAAGACUAGUUCCAAUUUACCCGUGCCAGAUAGUCUAGAUUGGCGUGAAAAGGGAAUAAUUUCGCUGGUGAAGAACCAGGGUUAUUGCGGUUCGUGUUGGGCGUUCGCUAGUACCGGUGCGAUUGAGGCUCAGUAUAAGAAAACAUUCGGAGAGGAUCAAUUGUUUUCCGAACAACAGCUUGUUGAUUGUAGCAGAGGAUACGGGAAUUUCGGAUGCGCUGGUGGGCUGAUGGAGAACGCUUACAUGUACAUCGCUAAAUCUGGUCUGGAAGCGGAAAAUGUAUAUCCGUAUCGUGGCUGGGAACAACCGUGUUUGCACAAUCAGAACAAUAGCCUGGUCAAAACGGUAGCUUACGCCUAUGUUCACGAUAACGACGAGUCUCGUCUAAAGACAAUGCUCUUUGAAAAGGGCCCCGCUGCUGUGGCGAUUUUCGUUGAACGCGGAUUCCGACUGUACAAAUCCGGUGUCUAUACAACGAAUGCGUGUCCGAAAAAACGUGUCAAUCACGGUGUAUUGGCCGUCGGCUACGGCAGAGAGGGAGAAGCGGACUAUUGGAUUGUGAAAAACAGUUGGGGUCCUGAGUGGGGUGACAAAGGUUACAUUCGUAUGGCUCGAAACCGUGACAACAUGUGCAGUAUCGCCACUCUGGCCAGUGUACCGAUAGUGGAAAAAAUGUGA
Messenger RNA from Echinostoma caproni, 984 nucleotides. Lineage: Eukaryota; Metazoa; Platyhelminthes; Trematoda; Plagiorchiida; Echinostomatidae. The record is from the annotation of a GenBank genome assembly.